Messenger RNA from Ceutorhynchus assimilis (cabbage seed weevil), 1491 nucleotides. Lineage: Eukaryota; Metazoa; Arthropoda; Insecta; Coleoptera; Curculionidae. The record is from the annotation of a GenBank genome assembly.
GGAAUAUUUUAGAUAUGGAUUUGAAAUCAAUCAACAAGACCUGUCUUUUUAUAACAAAGGAUCAAAAACACUGAGAAAAUUAUAAGAUCUGGUAUAAAGUGAAAGUUCCCAAUAUUUUCUACGAUAGAGACCUCAAAAUAAUUGCAAAUCUUUACUGGAACCAAUAAACUAUACAAAUUAAGGUAGAUCAUAAAACUAUUGUACAGAAAUUAUUAUUUUAACCUACUAUGGAUUUGAAAUACUCGUCGAAUUUGACGAUAACGCAGUGUUGCUCCCAAGACGUACCACCAAAAUGAUUGGAUCAUAUUAAGCAGUUUAUUGAUGGAAAAUAUUCGCUUUUUGAAAUCGUUGUCUUAAAAAAUGUAUGUUUUUAAUAAAAAAACGAGGCCCCUUUCCCAUCAAACGUUGGUUCCAACCAAGGAUAAUACACACUACUACUACAGGAUAGCCUAUCCUCCCAAGGCCUGUGUGGAACAAAUCCACUCUCUCCCCAACGUUAAAUCACCAGUUGUGACGUAAGCAGCAUGUUAUUUCUCGCCUUGACGUAGGUUGUUUAAACAGCUGGUGACUUAGUUAUGGCGUCGUAAAUGGUAACACACGAGGUCAAUGAGCAAUACUGUAGGUGUGUAUCAUCCUUAAGUUCGAACACCCUCUACCAGGUACAACAUGAAGCUAGCUGCUGGACCCUCAUAGUUACGUCACCACCACAGCAUCCUGUUAUAAGACACAUCAAACUUGACACAUGUACUCUAAAUGGCGCCACGGACGUGACCCAGGUCGCUAUGACGUCAUCACAGAACCCGAACCAUGAAUCGAACUUUGCACUAUGUACUCUAAAUGGCGCCACGGACCCGCACUGACGUAACCCACGUGACCCAGGUCGCUAUGACGUCAUCACAGAACCAUGAAACGAACUUCGCACUAUGUACUCUAAAUGGCGCCACGAACGUGACCCAGGUCGCUAUGACGUCAUCACAGAACCUGAACCCUGAAUCAAACUUUGCACUAUGUACUCUAAAUGACUCCACGGACGUGACCCAGGUCGCUAUGACGUCAUCACAGAACCCGAACCAGGAAUCAAACUUUGCACUAUGUACUCUAAAUGACUCCACGGACGUGACCCAGGUCGCUAUGACGUCAUCACAGAACCCGGAACGACUCAAAACUCCCGCUAUGACGUCAUGACGUUUGACAGAUGACGUUUGACAGGUGACGUUUGACAGAUGACGUUUGACAGGUGACGGUUGACAUGAUGGCGGGAAAACAUUUCCCCUCACCCCUUUUUCUGGUACCCAUAUUAAAAUCCGGGGGCCCCUUUUUGGGGGGCGGAGCCCUACGGGUGCAGGUCCCAUGGCGCCAUCUGUCGACAAGAUGGCGCCAUGGCGGUGCAUCCACCUUCAUGUCAACGACGGCGCAUCCACCACGUGUCAAGAAUGAAAGAUUGAGGUUAUGGUCGGAUUUUUAUAGUCAUACCCCUGUUGCUGUACUACU